This is a messenger RNA of Poeciliopsis prolifica (blackstripe livebearer), 942 nucleotides long. RefSeq names its product adenosine receptor A1-like. Gene Ontology annotation, molecular function: G protein-coupled adenosine receptor activity. Lineage: Eukaryota; Metazoa; Chordata; Actinopteri; Cyprinodontiformes; Poeciliidae. The transcript has 2 exons. Bases 1 to 942 code for a protein of 313 amino acids. Gene Ontology annotation, biological process: G protein-coupled adenosine receptor signaling pathway. The record is from RefSeq and is a predicted model, not a curated record. Gene Ontology annotation, cellular component: synapse; dendrite; membrane.
AUGAACUCUGGAGAGGUCAUUUAUACCGUGUUGGAAAUCCUCAUCGCAGUCUGCUGCUGUCUGGGAAACAUGUUGGUGGUUUUAGCUUUGUGGAAAACUAAAGGCAUCCAACAACCCACCUUCUGCUUUAUUGUGUCUCUGGCUCUGGCUGACUUUCUGGUGGGAUUUGUUGCCAUACCAAUAGGUGUGCUGGUGGAUGGAGUUCUGGAGACUUCCUUCCACACAUGCCUCUUCAUCAGCUGUGUACUCAUCCUCCUCACCUUAGUUUCAAUCCUAUGUCUGAUGGCUAUUGCUAUUGAUCGAUUCCUGCGGGUCUAUAUCCCUCUCCGAUACAAACAGACUGUAACCUGGAAACAUUCCUAUUCCGUGGCAGCUGUAUGCUGGCUUGUUGCAAUACCACUGAGUUUUACUCCAGUGUUUGGAUGGCAUAAAGACCCACCGGACUCUGUUAAUUCGACAGUUGUUUGCCGGUUCACAGAAGUGAUUCCCAUGUCCUAUUUAGUUUACUUUAAUUUCUUUCUCUGCAACCUGACGCCUCUGUUGGUAAUGAUUGCUUUGUACAGCUAUAUUUUCUGUUUCAUUCAUGGAACACUGAAAGAAAGACCAGGCAAUGGUGCUCAAAAUCAGUCGCACAUGUAUCUACGGAAAGAAAAAAAGCUUGCAUCAUCUCUGUCUCUGGUCUUGACUCUUUUUGUAGUCUCCUGGCUCCCUCUUCACAUUAUGAACAUUGUUGUUUACUUUCAUGGACCAGAUACUGUAUCAUACAUAGCUUUCUACAUUGGCAUUCUGCUUUCACAUGCUAAUUCAGCUGUCAACCCAGUAGUGUAUGCAUUUAAAAUAAAAAAGAUCAAGACAGCUUAUGUGAAGAUUUGGAGACAGUUUGUUCUGCGUUCAGCAGAUAAUCAAGGCUCCAGACAACAAGAAAUGGCAGCAGUAACAUGA